Molecule: messenger RNA, 5975 nt
Organism: Megalobrama amblycephala (Wuchang bream)
Lineage: Eukaryota; Metazoa; Chordata; Actinopteri; Cypriniformes; Xenocyprididae
Gene: trappc8
Product: trafficking protein particle complex subunit 8
Exons: 30
Coding region: 996-5000 (1334 amino acids)
Biological process (GO): endoplasmic reticulum to Golgi vesicle-mediated transport; protein localization to phagophore assembly site
Cellular component (GO): cytoplasmic vesicle; TRAPPIII protein complex; phagophore assembly site
Molecular function (GO): protein binding
Source: RefSeq, a predicted model, not a curated record
ACAUCUAGGAAGGGUUGAGGGUGAGUAAAUCAUGGGAUCUUUUUCAUCUUUGGAGGAACUAUCCCUUUAAAGACACAGAGAAAACAGAGAAAAUGAUUGCAUGCAAGGUCUGAGGUAAAAUAGUUUUUCGCUUCAUGUACAAUCUUCAAAAUAUAUAUAGAUUUUUUUUCAUAAAUGUAGCAUUAACAUGACAGUAAUUUGACAGUAAACUGUCAAACAAGCAGUAUUUCCAAUGUUGACUAGCAGUAGCAGUAUCGUUUAUCGACUAGUCUCGCACAUCUCUCAUGAAAACAUGAUUAAAAAUGCAGAAAAAAAUAAUGGUCCUGAUGAUAAUUUCCAAAGUAAUGGUAGACUUAGUAUUUAUACAAAUUUUAUACUCUUUGAAUAGUCAUGAACUCUACAGUGAAACGACUUUAAAAAAUAAAUUAAUUCUAAAUUGUUUUAUCUUUGUCUAUUCAGCAUGUUUUUUUUCCUAACACAUUUUGAAAAUUUAUACUGAUUUGUUGUUUUUACAGAUAUUUAUACAUUUUCAAAGUGUGUUACACAGAAACAUUUUCGAUUUCUCUAAAUAAAAAAAUCUGCAGCGGUAUGUAAACAUUUGAGGAAAGGAAUAUGUAUAUUAUGAGCAGUUUCAUAAUAUCAACUUUUUUUUUUUUUUGAAUGAGGCUGGUUUCAUAGUAGCCUCUCAUAUCAGCACCUGAUGAGGGCAGCAGAGCCCUUGAGGAAAAGAGUGAGAAGCAGAUGUUGUAAUUGUCCAUGAAAUUAAAGGGUUUGGUUUGUAUUACACCUUUAUGAUUUAUCGUUUCUGAUCUUGUUUUUCAUUUCUCCCCCCCCCCCCCAACACUUCUCAUGGAUGAAUUCUUGACCGCACGGUCAAAGCGAGCGUUCCCUGGUACUCUGACUGGAAAGAAACACUCACCCAGCUGAGCUCAUCCAAGUACUUCACAGCCACAACACCAUGGUUUGAGACCUACCGCGAGAACUUCCUGCAGUCCAUGCCGGCAUCAGAGCACGAGUUCCUUAACCACUACCUGGCCUGUAUGUUGGUGGUGUCAUCCCAUGAGGCGGUGCCGACAGAGCAGUUUCUCAAGCUGUCCCAAGAACAGCACCGAAUUCAGCACAGUGGAGAAUACACCCACCCCAAAUGGUUCAUCCCCAACACGCUCAAAUAUUACGUCCUACUUCACGAUAUUAGUGACGGAGACGAGCAGAGGGCGGACUCUGUGUACGAGGAUAUGAAACAGCGGUAUGGUACUCAGGGCUGCUAUCUGCUCAAGAUAAACUCUCGGAGCGGUAGCACUGGUGCGGACGAACAGAUGCCGGACCCCUGGAGUCAGUACUUACACAAGACCAGCAUGCACAACCCUGAGCUGUAUGAAGAAUCCGCUGUGAAUAAUGCGAUUGAAAACAACAUCGGUGCAGAGGAAGAUGGUCUUGAUCCUUCAGUUAGAGACGGCAUCUCAGGGACUCAUCCUCUGCAGCUGGACCAGUCACCUGAUGCCGGUUACCCCAGCAACAGCGCCAGUCAGUCUGUAAACAGCGUGGAUGUGAUGAAACCUCAAAAACAGGCCAGCGUGACCUCUCACACCCCUCCGACCCCUCGUGGAACCUGCCUGACCCUAAAUGACCAUGACCACAUCCGGCAGUUUAUUCAGGAGUUCACCUUCAGGGGAUUACUGCCGCACAUCGAGAAAAACAUACGCCAACUAAAUGACCAGCUUGUCUCAAGAAAAGGUCUGAGCCGAUCUCUUUUCUCCGCCACUAAGAAGUUGUUUGGUGGAGGGAAGGUCCCAGAGAAGAGUAUUGCUGAACUAAAGAACACUGCAGGGCUGCUCUAUCCCUCUGAGGCUCCAGAGCUUCAGAUCAGGAAGAUGGCUGACCUCUGCUUUUUAGUACAGCACUAUGAGCUGGCCUACAACUGCUACCACACUGCCAAGAAGGACUUCCUCUCCGACCAGGCCAUGCUGUAUGCCGCGGGAGCACUGGAGAUGGCUGCUGUCGCUGCCUUUCUGCAAAGCGGGGCAGCCAGGCCGUACCCAGCACACUACAUGGACACGGCCAUUCAGACCUACAGAGAUGGGUGCAAAAACAUGCUUUUGGCUGAGCGGUGUUGUCUUUUAAGUGCUGAGAUUUUGAAGAGUCAGGCCAAAUACUCAGAUGCUGCCACACUUCUGAUCAAGAUGACCAGUGAGGUCAAUCAUAUAUUCAUGGGGGAAAAAAUCAGUUUGAAUGAGGACUCUGACCUGCGAAGUGCAAUCCUAUUGGAGCAGGCGGCUCACUGCUUCAUUAAUAUGCGCAGCCCCAUGGUGAGGAAGUUUGCCUUCCACAUGAUACUGGCUGGUCAUCGUUUCAGCAAAGCUGGACAGAAGAGACAUGCACUGAGGUGCUACUGCCAGGCUUUGCAGGUGUAUAAAGGUAAAGGUUGGACACUGGCUGAAGAUCACAUCAACUUCACCAUUGGUCGGCAGUCCUUCACUCUGCGGCAGCCGGAAAACGCAGUGGCCGCCUUCCGACACAUUCUCAUCAACGACAGCAAACAGUCGGCUGUACAGCAGGCUGCUUUCCUCAGGGAAUACCUCUAUGUGUACAAGAGCAUGAGUCAGUUGACCGGUGAGAGCUCCCUCCCGCAGCUGCCCCUGCCCUGCCUGCACAGCUCACAAACACGCGUCUUCUUCGGCCAUGAACGUAGACUCGCUGAAGGCGAGAAACAGGCCGCAACACAUGUCUCAUUGGACCAGGAGUUUGACCGUGAUCUUUCCCAACUGUGGAGGGAGUUGGAGGAGCAGGUUGUCGCCGUGGCGAACAGAGGGACGGUGCCCAUCACCUUCCAGCCCACCCAAUGCUGCUUAAACAGCCAGACAGACAACCUCAGAUACCCCCUCGCUGUGGUAGAGGAACCCAUCAUUGUGGAGGUGGUUUUCCGUAACCCCUUGAAGGUUCCCUUGGCUCUGUCGGCUCUGUCUCUGGUGUGGAAGUUUACUCUGAAAGACUUCUCAGACCCUCAGGGAGGCACGACUGGAGAAACCAUCACCAAUGAGAAAGAGGCAGCGUCUUUGAAAGAAACCACGGCCCUCAAUGACAUCAUUGAUACGCAAGUCAUUCCAGAGUUCACCAUAAGUCCAGAGGAGACCAAAGUGGCUCGUUUGAAGCUGCUUCCUCGUAAGACAGGAGAGUUGCAUGUUCUUGGUGUGGUGUACAACCUGGACACUGGAGAAGUGGGCAACAGUGAAGGCUCACUGGCCGGUGAUCUGAUGUGUGUGCGUGGACAGCAGAAUCUGGAGAUCCAGGGGCCCAGACUCAAUGUGACCAAAGAAGAAAAGACUUCCGUCAGAUAUGGACCAGACCGCCGCCUGGACCCCAUUAUCACCCCUCCGAUGCCCUUACUGGAGGUGUUUUUCAUUAACUUCCCUACUGGUUUAUUGUGUGGCGAGAUCCGAAAAGCGUGGGUGGAGUUUGUGAACGUGAGUGCGGUCCCUCUCACCGGUCUUCGGGUGGCAUCCACACACCCAGAGUUCUUCACGUUUGGGAGUGCCACCUCCGACCUCACCCCAGUGACCCCCACAGCAGCAGAGCACUGCUCCGCCUACAAGACUGUGUCCAUGCCCCCGUCAGCGGCCACCGUGACGCUCGUGUCACCAGCAGUGUUCGGGGUCACCAGCGGUGACCGGCCGGUGGUGGCAGAGAUUCCCCUGACACGAGGUGUGUUGGGACCAGGGGAGGCGUUACAGAUCCCACUGUGGCUUAGGGGGCCUGACCGAGAGGGUGUCCAUGAAAUCAACUUCCUGUUUUACUAUGAGAGUAUAGAGAAGACUGCCAAACUCAGUCACAGGGUCCUUCGGCACACAGCUUUCAUCUGCGCAAGUCGCUCUCUCAGCGUCAGAGCCACGGUCAGCCGCAGCAACACGCUGCAUGGCAGAGAGAGAGAGACAGAGGAGGGCAGAGGAAGGGAGGAGAAGAACGGCAGCAUGCUGGUCUUUGUAGACGUGGAGAACAUUAACACGAGUGAAGCAGGUGUUCGUGAGUUCCACAUUGUUCAGGUGUCCAGCAGCAGUCGGCAAUGGAGGCUACACAAGUGCAUCAACCCUGUGGGAGAUAAAGACUCUAAGCUGGCCAGCAGGGAGAGGGGCAAGCUGUGCUUCAAAGCCACCAGAUGCAGAACAGAGGAUGCUACUUCAGAUGCAGCAGAAAAAUACACCUUUGCCGACCUCAACCUUGGCAAUGAACAAAUUGUCAGCUCUACCACUCCAUGUGCUGAUUUUUUCUUCCGGAGGAGUCUGCCUGCUGAACCCAGGAGAGGAGGCGUGUCCGCUGGCGGUGCUAGUCAAAUGCAGAGACACAACCUCCCGCCUCAGAGCGGGAUUGAUGAGAAUGUUACAAACAUCAUCAGAAAAUGCAGCGAAGUAGAGCUUGACAUCAUCGUCCUUUGGAAGGCAUAUGUUGUGGAGGAUAACAAGCAGCUCAUUUUAGAGGGGCAGCUUCAUGUUGCACUGCAAACCAUUGGCAAAGAGGCCUGCUCGCUCUCACAGAAAGAGGAAACUCAGGAGAUGGUGCUUUUGAAGUUCAAGCCUGACAUUCCACCUCCUGUAAGCAAGCCCUCGCUGGAACAGCUUUCCCACCUCAUAAAGACCUGCCUCCACUACCCAGAGUCUUAUGAUCAUCCCUUCCCACAAAAGAGUUUAUGUAUGGUACCAGUCACCCUGACGUUGUCCAACUGUUCCUUGGCUCAGGUAGACGUCAUCAUUGAUCUGCGGCAUAAAACGACCAGCCCGGAGUCUCUGGAAGUGCAUGGUUCUUUUAGCUGGCUGGGCCAGACUCAAUAUAAGUUGCAACUCCAAGCGCAAGAGGUGUACACGCUUUCCUUGAAAGCCUGUUUCUUCCAGGCUGGAGUUUAUAAUUUGGGCACACCUCGUGUUUUCGCCAAGUUGGCACAGACCAGCGCUAUGUGUGAGACCAGCCAGCAGAGCGCCAUGCCUGCGCUUAUUAUCAUCAACAGCGUUUGAGUAACUCCGUGACGUUGACCUGUUCUCAGCCCACCUAAAUAAAUGAAACGGACCGGAGUCCAAGAUUUUUCUACUUCUUGCUUAAGCAAAAUCUAAUUGAGAGAGAGAUAAGUAAUUAAAAAGACUUGAACACAAAUAUUUCAACUUAACACUGCAUCUGAUGUGCUUGCCAUGGUGAGCUAAACACAAACAGACUCUAGAUGUUUUGUCUUAAAUGCACCUGAAGCGUGACUGGAUCCCAUGUUAAUUUAUCUCUCCUGUCAGACGUAUUUUUUUUUUUUUUGACGAUUUUUGCUUGUUUUAUGAAAUAUUUUUGUUUUUAGAACUACAUUUUUUUUUUUCAAGAUCCCAAACAUGUGGUAAUGUAAAUGGCUAUGCAUCUCUGCCUCAUUCUGCCCUGCUGGCUAUCUCACGGUUGUCCACUGCGAUCUGUUGCCACAGUAACAUAAAAACAUCUCCAGUGCUAUCGUAAAACCAGAAGAUGAAACACUGUAACCCGAUGAGCUGCGGUUGAGAACGUUGCAGCUGCUGAAAGGAUGGCGUAUUCUGCCUUAUUCAGCCAGGCUGCAACUUAACAUCACCUUACGAGAAGCUAGUGUGAUUGGUGAAGUCCAAACGAGGAGCCAUCUUAAUGUUCGUAACCCAGUGAGGAAUCGGCAGGAUCCUUGUUGCCCAGUCAAACGGCAGAGACUUUUAAGGACCUGUAAGAGGAUAAAAGUCACAGUUUGAGAGCAUAUUUUUGUUUGUGCAUCUUUGUGUGGGUGGGCUGUGCUGUUUUCUCUGGAAAUUUUUAAUUUUCUACAAACCAAUCGUCCUCUCCCACCACCUCAGCUCUCAUUGUCAUCUCCACUACUAUGAUCAAACUGUUAUUUAAAUGUAUCUACAUGACUGCUUUUCUGAAAAACAAAAAAAUGAUGUAUUAUAUUUAUAACAAAUUACUGUAUAUAGAAUAAAAUGUAACCAAUAACCAAGAAA